This is a messenger RNA of Hirundo rustica (Barn swallow), 1787 nucleotides long. RefSeq names its product autophagy related 5 (gene ATG5). The record is from RefSeq and is a predicted model, not a curated record. Gene Ontology annotation, cellular component: cytoplasm; phagophore assembly site membrane; Atg12-Atg5-Atg16 complex. Gene Ontology annotation, biological process: nucleophagy; autophagy of mitochondrion; C-terminal protein lipidation. NCBI's taxonomy places the organism in Eukaryota, Metazoa, Chordata, Aves, Passeriformes, Hirundinidae. The transcript is spliced from 8 exons. Bases 121 to 948 code for a protein of 275 amino acids.
CCUCGGCGGGGGCGCGGCCGCCGCUCAGUUCCUGCCCCGCGCGCGGGCGGGCGGGUGUCGCCGGUCGCGACAGAGCUGAAGAAACAUUGAUCUACAUGUGCUUCGCUGUCCAUUGGAAGAAUGACAGAUGAUAAAGAUGUACUUCGAGAUGUGUGGUUUGGGCGAAUACCGACCUGUUUCACUUUGUAUCAGGAUGAGAUAACUGAAAGGGAAGCUGAGCCCUACUAUUUGCUUUUGCCAAGGAUAAGCUACUUGACACUGGUAACAGACAAAGUGAAGAAACACUUUCAGAAAGUUAUGAGACAAGAGGAAGUUAGCGAAAUAUGGUUUGAAUACGAAGGUACACCACUGAAAUGGCAUUACCCAAUUGGUUUACUCUUUGAUCUCCAUGCAUCAAAUACAGCCCUUCCUUGGAGCAUCACGGUUCAUUUCAAGAAUUUUCCAGAAAAGGAUCUUCUACACUGCCAUUCUAAGGAUGUGAUUGAAGCUCAUUUUAUGGCUUGUAUAAAAGAAGCAGAUGCUUUAAAGCACAAAAGUCAAGUCAUCAAUGAAAUGCAAAAAAAGGAUCAUAAGCAACUGUGGAUGGGAUUACAGAAUGAUAAAUUUGAGCAGUUUUGGGCAAUAAAUCGAAAACUCAUGGAGUAUCCUCCAGAAGAUAAUGGAUUUCGAUACAUCCCAUUUAGAAUUUAUCAGGCAACAACAGAGAGACCUUUUAUACAGAAACUAUUUCGACCAACUGCUUCGGGAGGACAGUUGCAUACUUUGGGAGACCUGCUAAAAGAUGUGUGUCCAAGUGCUGUCACCCCUGAAGAUGGAGAGCAGAAGACUCAAGUGAUGAUUCAUGGAAUUGAGCCAAUGCUGGAAACACCCAUUCAGUGGCUAAGCGAACAUAUGAGCUACCCAGAUAAUUUUCUCCACAUUAGUAUCAUUCCCCGACCUACUGAUUGAAACUCAGCUAUAUUCGUAUGAGGAUCAUUCUCAAGCUGGAAUUCUAAGGGCAUGUCAACUUCUUGCUUCUGUCAGUCUUGACAGAGGCAGCCUGACCAGAAAAAAAGAAACCAACCAAAAGCCGAAACAAAACAAGAAGUCCUCACUGCUGUAAGCCAAACAGGAAGAGAGAUCCUAUCAUCAGAUAAGGGCAAUUGGGCUGAUCUUAUUUUGCAUCACUGCUGCGUUUGUUCACUGCUGUAAUUAAAUCAGUUGCGAUAUGAAAGAAUUUACAGGACUUCUGCAAGUCUGCUGUUUUCUUGUAAAAUAUAAUGGAACUGAAACUGUCAGCCGAAGAGCAAAUGGAAAUAUGCCACUUGAUUGUAUUUCUGAUUAACAAAUAAACAGGGCUGUUUCCUAAAGAGGUAGUGUUUCAGCUUUGAGGGUGGAAACAUUGGUUUAAUUUUCUAGAAAGUUAGACACUGAGAGAUUUGGUUACCAAUAGCUUUUUGUAAAAGAUCAAAUUACUGUAAAUCCAUCUUUCCUUAAUGAGAAGUUCAUGUUUACAGUAUAUUUAUUGGUAUGCAAAUGAUCUUUUCACUUUGAUAACAAGCAGUGAGAUUUUAAAGUAAGCCCGUGAGCAUGUUUUGUCAGUUAAAAACAUGCACAGCUUAAUAAUUACAAAUACUUUUGAUUUAUAUGCUGUCACUGAAUACUCCAGUGUGUUUAUUAUUCAAACCAGUUUUCAUAGACUAGCAAUGAUGUAGGAUAAUUUGUCUCAGGAUUCAUCAUGGCAUUUCUUUGUGCUCAUCUAAUUUUUUAUUUCUUUAAGAAUAUAUUUUCUUAAUUUACUUUAAAAA